This is a messenger RNA of Sitodiplosis mosellana (orange wheat blossom midge), 1683 nucleotides long. RefSeq lists its product as uncharacterized. The coding region runs from base 204 to 1391 and encodes 395 amino acids. Gene Ontology annotation, cellular component: transcription regulator complex; nucleus; histone acetyltransferase complex. The transcript is spliced from 3 exons. The record is from RefSeq and is a predicted model, not a curated record. Gene Ontology annotation, molecular function: transcription coactivator activity; histone acetyltransferase activity; chromatin DNA binding. NCBI's taxonomy places the organism in Eukaryota, Metazoa, Arthropoda, Insecta, Diptera, Cecidomyiidae. Gene Ontology annotation, biological process: positive regulation of transcription by RNA polymerase II.
AAAAUGUCAACGAGCAAUCGGUGCAUGCUCAAUGCAAAUCAAUCACAAAUCAAACGAUAAAAUAUUGAAACUCAACGAAUUUAAAGCACGCAAUAUUUCAUUUUCUUCAGUUUGGUGUUAAAAACUCACAUAUACAACGUCACUUGUGUGUAAACUCUUUACGUUUAUACCGCAGCUGUAUUGAAAAUAAAAUUUGUUCAAAAAUGGAUGGAAAAAACCAAAAAACUGAGCAACCAAGUGAUUUGCACCAAGUGGAAGAGGAAGAACAACAGAGACAGUCACAAAAGCAAAGAGUUCAACGGAAUGUAAAUUCGUUGGUUCAUGCUUGCGAUUGUAGAGAUCAACAGUGUACCGAAGACUUAUGUGCAAAAAUGAAACGACUCCUGCAUCACACAACGAUUUGCACACGGAAAUCCGACGGCAAUUGUCCAAUUUGCAAAACAGUCUACGGUAUGUUCUGCUACCACGCAAACCAAUGUAUCGAAGUCAAGUGUGCGGUUCCGUACUGUCUAAAUAUCAAGCACAAACUCAAUCAAUCCAAAUUGGCAAGAAGUACAAGCAGUUGUCAACCAGCCGAUUCUACCACAAAAAAAAUGACUGUGGAUACAUCGCGUAAUAUUCAAGUGUGUCAUUAUGGUAGGAGUAACGCUCAAGGAAACUCUGGUGUAAAUAUUGGAGCAAGAACGCAGGAAAUAGCAUCGACUGAGCCAAAUAGCGACAAUGAAGGUCUCCAGAAAGCAAAACAGCAGCUUGUAACGACGCUGCAGAAUAGCAACUUGACCGGUUCCGACAAAUUUCAGCAAAUUCUGAACAUUUUAAAAUCCAACCCUCACCUCAUGACAGCAUUUAGAAGGCAACGACAAAAGUAUCUGGAAAGUGCAAGCAGCCAAUUCUCUAUGAAUUCUCCUAUGGAAGCCCCUUCUUCUGUUUCAUCGACAAAUACACAGACAUGGCGCCAGUUUAUCCCAACCGAAUACCGUGAAUACAUGGUACGCAUUUACAGCCAAACCAUGCAUGCCUAUGGCAUUGCAAAAUGCGGAAAAAUGAUCGAGGAUGAAAUUUAUGCAAAAGCCGAAUCGAAACAGCAAUAUUGUGAGCUAAUGUUCGACAAAAUCUACACCGACCAAAUGGAAAUGGAGGAAAAGAAUAAAAUACGAAAGUUUGAACCAGCACAACCAACGCAACAAGUACGUGUGGUUCAAAAACCAUCCACAUCAGCGGUUAGAAAAUGUGUCGUACUCAAGAGGAAAUUUAAGCAAAUUACACGGAAGUAUCAGCCAAACAUGAGACUGAUCCGCAUUACACCCCGUCGCAUUGUGGCUAAUCGAAAAAACUGCCAGCGUUUGGAUCGUCCAGCGCAUUCACCUAUGAAUCAAGCACUCGAUGAAUGAAAAUUUUGAAGACCAUGCAUUGAAUACCAUUGACAUUUUGAACGAGUAUUAAUUAUGAUUUAAUUGUGUUUUGGAGUAUUAGUUAAUUAGAGACCAUUUUUUUCAUAUUUUUAACAAAAAACAAACAAACGUAAUUGGCCAUCGAGAAUCUCAAAUGUCAUCGUUUCUGUUAUUUGCACAUUUUUAUUCAUUCAUUUUUCUAUUUUUUGGAUAUUAACAUGUAUUUACUAUAUUUUUGGCAGUCUAUGAAAAUAAAUAUUCACAAUUCGAACUAAAAAAUACAAGGAGCAAA